CUGCACUGCACUGCACGCACGCACGCAUCCCUAUCCAUCUUGCUGCGAUUGCUUCCUUCACCACCCGCAACAUCACAACACUCAAAUAAGCAACAACACCAAGAACAACAAUAACAUAAUAUUCACACCACUCCAACCCCCGGGUGAUUAGAAUACGCCUCGUUCGUCGCUCGUCCUCACCAAUCCUCCCUCCUCGUCACGCGCCUUCUCGCACCUUAAUCAGCGCGCCAUCUUACACAGUCAUUGUCGACGCGCUUCGUUAAUCCUCAUCUUAUCCUACGCCUACCUUGAACCAACAAAACACCACCCCCGAGCAUCUCUUCACAUUCCCAGUUCGACACAAUGGCAACCGAUCUCAUUAUGCCUACUCCCGCCGACCAGCGCGGCCCCUUCUAUCCCCAGGAUCGCCCUCACUUCUCCCAUGGUCGAUCCCAGUCGUUCCAGACGGUGCCCCAGCCCCGGCCCUUUCGCAACCGCACCUCGCCUCUUAGCACCCCUCACGAUGGCUCCCCCACGUCGCCCAAGUCGUGCCUGACCGAGUCGGUGCACCCCGUCUACGUCCCCGCCGUCCUGCGCCCCAACAAGCACCACUCCAAGAAGCCCCGGGCGCCCAAGGCCGAAGAUACCGACGGAGACGACCUGCUCUGCCUGCGCCGCUCCAACAGCAGCUUCGUCAGCCUUCCGGGCUUCAGCGUCCUCGGUCAGAAGCUGUCGCGCCGCUCCACCGGCGAUAGCGGCAAGGUCAUCGACCUCGAGCUGGACGCCGACCUCUUCCCCCAGGUCACCGGCGAGCCCACCCGCAAGCACUGGAAGCCCGAUACCGAGUCCGUCAUGUGCGACGACCCGACUUGCAAGCGCAAGUUCACCCCUCUGAACCGCAGACACCACUGCCGCCGCUGUGGUAACAUCUUCUGUCACACGCACUCCAACGAGGUCAUCCCCCUCGACGAGGACUGCAACUACAACCCCAGGGGCUCUCUCGCCCGCGCCUGCUUCCACUGCUUCACCGAAUUUAAGGUAUGGAAGAGCCGCAACGGCAGCCGCAGCGGCAGCGAUCAGAGCUCCGACUCCUCCGACACCCCGUCAAGCCCCAUCGUCGCGAGCCCCGUGGCCCCGACGAUGCCCGGCAUGCUGCCGCCCACCAAGGGCCCUGAGGUGGCCGCCAGCGUUCCUCGCGACUGGAGCUGGAGCACCUUCUAGAGGAUGUAGGGAGUCCAGGAGCGAGAAAACGAAAGAGAGACAGUCGGCAGGAUUUCGAAACCUUACGAGAAGAAGGUCCCCCUCGCCCUCACCGGGCGUCACAUACAGCGGAUUCACGACUCAUAACGGCCUUAAUGAAGAGCGAACAAAACACUAGAAUCAUAGACAACCAACCCACACCUUGCACGGCGGCGGAGGAUUUGUCACCAAUCAACCACCCCGACGACACCAGAUACCAGACAACCAAACAAACUUUUGAACGCCCAAUCUAACAUCAACACGACACACACAUCAAUACCCCCCCAUUAAUGGACUGCACAUAGAGCGCCACCCAUUACCUUGAUCCGCACAUAGAACGCCUCACCGGUUUCGAUUUCCGACCCGAUCUGGCUUUGGGCACCUGUUUUGCAUUUUAAGCGUGGCGUUUGGAUUGGAUCACCCGAGAUCAGGACAUGGCCUGUCCCCCCUCCCCUCCUCUCCCAGAGAAUAGGGUUUACGGAAAGAUUACAUGGCUUUAAUUUAUGGUCUCCAGAGUAUGGACAAAGGGUUUUUUUUCUUUUUUUCAUUCUCGUUUUGUUAUUUUUGUCAGCGGCAUUACCCCUCUGAAGGUUUAUACCCCAGAUGUGACGGCUGGAUGAUUCGUUCCGCUCUCCGAACCACUCAGGGGUGGUCUUUUGGGUCUCCUUUGCUGUGGGGAAGAGGGCGGGAUGCGGACCAGGUCGGCCAAACACCUUCACGGACCGGCGUUUGUGUGUAAUUUAGAGUUGCCGUCACCACAAUGGUGGACGGAGUCGAAGCCGAUGGCGGCGGCGGAGAGAGGACGAACCCGGACGGGCGCGCCACCCCUCUCCUGCCUGACGCCGGCUCUCGUAAGCAAGAAAGAAAUACCAUCUAUUGCAACC
Molecule: messenger RNA, 2102 nt
Organism: Colletotrichum destructivum
Lineage: Eukaryota; Fungi; Ascomycota; Sordariomycetes; Glomerellales; Glomerellaceae
Product: Putative FYVE zinc finger, Zinc finger, FYVE/PHD-type, Zinc finger, RING/FYVE/PHD-type
Exons: 2
Coding region: 343-1200 (285 amino acids)
Molecular function (GO): metal ion binding
Source: RefSeq, a predicted model, not a curated record